UCUAGGAUUACUUAUUGUUGUGUUAUUGUGUUUGAUUGUGUUUAUAGACGCAUCGCCUACAAAUUGCUACAAAAAUGUAUGCGAUGAUUCUAAUAUUUUAAUUAUGUACCGUAUGUAAAAUCAGGUUUUUUUAAAAAUAUGUAUUUAAGUAUGUAAAUAACAUGCAAGUCACGUUGGAAAAAUGUAGAUUCAUUUUAUGUUAUUUCUUAAAACAUACAACAUAUUCUACUGUUACUUGUAAAGAAUAUGCCUUUAAAAGGAGUAAAAGUGUUAGAAUUAGCUGGUCUUGCACCAGGCCCCUUUUGUGGAAUGAUAUUGGCUGAAUUUGGUGCAUCGGUGAUUAAAGUUGACAAGAUUAACACGUUUCAUAGUAUCGAUUCUCUUGGUAAUGGAAAGAGAUCAAUUGCCUUAAAUCUAAAAAGCCCAAAAGGUAUCAGUAUAUUUAAGAAACUAAGCAAUCAAAGUGAUGUACUUAUAGAUCCAUAUAGAGCUGGUGUGAUGGAGAAAAUGAAACUAGGACCAGAAGAACUCACAAAAACAAAUAAGAGAUUGAUAUAUGCUAGAUUAAGUGGAUUUGGUCAUAAAGGACCUUACGCUAACAUGGCUGGACAUGAUAUAAAUUAUCUAGCACUGUCUGGUUUAUUAUCUUUGAUGGGUCGGUCUGAUCAGAAGCCAACACCUCCAAUUAAUUUGGCUGCUGACUUUGGUGGUGGUGGAUUAAUGUGUGCCUUUGGAAUACUCUUGGCAUUGUUUGAACGUACUAAAAGUAACAUCGGUCAGGUGGUUGAUGCAUCAAUGGUAGAUGGAACAGCGUACUUAGGGAGUUGGCUUUUCAGAUCCCAAAAGAUGCCAGGAUUAUGGGGGAAAGCACGUGGCAAAAAUAUAUUAGAUAGUGGGUCACAUUUCUAUGAUACUUAUGAAACAAAAGAUAAACAGUAUAUGUCUGUUGGAGCGCUUGAACCACAGUUUUAUCAAAUAUUUUUGGAAAAACUUGGCCUUUCAGCGAAUGAAAUGCCACAGUUUGAUAAAUUCGAUGAAAAUCGUGAAAUACUCGAGAAAAUAUUCAAACAGAAAACUCAAGCUGAAUGGUGUGCUAUAUUUGAUGGCACAGAUGCUUGUGUAACACCUGUUUUGAAUAUAGAAAAUGUUACAUCUCAUGCACAUAAUAAAGAAAGAAAUACAUUUACAUCUGACCAAGAAGAUACAGUGAUUCCAAAUCCUGCUCCUCGUUUAUCUCGUACUGCCGGGGUGUCGAAAGGACACCAAGGUAAUCCUGAGCCAGCUAUGAAUUACUCUCAAGAAGAAAUAGAACAAAAACGUUUAUUGGCUUUACAACGUAAAAAACAAGCUCAAGUAAAGAAUACUUCAUUUAACUCUAGUGUCAGCAGAAACAGUAUUUCUCCUGCUAAUAACCAUGCUAUGUUCGAUCAAAAUAAGUCAAUGAAUACAGUUAAACCUUUUGAACAUUAUGAAGCGAAGGAUGCUGAAGUCAAAUCAAAAUUUGGGUAUCAUUCGAAUACUCCAAAAUUUAAUAAACAAAAGGAACGUUUCAAUCCAAUGUCGACAAAGAAAUUCUUUGGUCAAAAGUCACGUAUCACAGGAAAAUGUUACAUGAUAAGCGAUGACAGAUUUACUUUAGAAACAUCGUCAUAUUUUCCUCCACUUAUAGAGACUUUAAAAACAGUUCCAAGCAGAUCAUAUGAUAUGAAAGCCAAAACUUGGAAUUUUCAUUUGAAAGAUUAUGAAACACUAAUGGAGAAAGUGAUUAAUUUCAAAUCUGAUGUACAAAUAGUAGGAUUGCCAAAAUUAGUUAUUGAGUUAUUCAAAAAAUAUACCAGUUCAGAGAGUACUGAUGAGAAUAUUGACUUAUCAAGAAUUGAUCCUCAAUUAUUGGCAAGUUUGAUGCCCUUUCAACGUAAAGGAAUAUGCUAUGGGAUUUCUAAAAACGGUCGUUGUAUGAUUGCUGAUGAUAUGGGUUUAGGGAAAACCAUUCAAGCACUGGGAAUUGCCCAUUACUUUAAAAGGAAUUGGCCUCUUCUUAUUGUUGUACCAUCUUCAGUCAGAUAUCAAUGGGCAGAUGCAAUAUAUAGGUUUUUACCAUCUGUUCCUGCCCAGUAUGUUCAUCAAUUUUCAAGUAUGAAAGAUUUUAUGAGCAACAGCAAAAUUGUUAUUACAACUUAUGAUCUCUUAGUACGAGCUGUGAACGCAUUUGAACGGCAAACAUUUGGCUUCGUCAUUUUGGACGAAUCUCACGCUUUAAAAAGUGUUAAGACUGCUAGAUUUAAGGCUGCACAACGUGUAGUUUCACAAGCAUGCAAUGUUAUUUUACUUUCCGGAACACCGGCUUUAUCACGACCUAUAGAGCUAUAUUCUCAGAUAAAUCUUAUAAUGCCAAAUUUCAUGAGUUAUCAGGAAUACGGAAUUCGGUACUGUGCGGGAGAAAAGAAAGGAUUCGGUUGGGAUUUUACAGGGUCAUCAUAUAUGCAAGAAUUGCAACUAUUAUUAAAACACACAUGCGUAAUUCGAAGAUUAAAAAGUGAAGUAUUACGUGAAUUACCAACAAAAAAGAGGGAAGUGAUUGUAUUAGAUCCAAACUUAAUAAAGAACUCUACCAAAGAAAUGAAAGAAAUAUCCGCAAAAUUGGAACGGAAAACUUUAAGAGGGGUAGAAAGACAUAAUACUCUGUUACAGUAUUAUAACGAAUGUAGUUAUGCUAAGCAAAAAGCUAUUUGUGAUUAUAUUGGCAAGCUGUUGAAAAGCAAACAGAAGUGUAUUAUAUUUGCUCAUCACCAAAAUGUUUUAGAUGCUAUCUCAGAAGUUGCCGAGUCCAUGGACAUAAAAUAUAUUAGAAUCGAUGGGAAAACAAAUCCUGAACGUAGAAAAUAUCAAGUUGAUAAGUUUCAAAGCUGUGAUGAUUACUUGGCUGCAAUUUUAUCAAUUACAGCCGCUAACACAGGCAUUACUUUAACAGCUGCACAACUCGUGGUUUUUGCAGAGCUGUUUUGGAAUCCCGGAGUUUUAUGUCAAGCAGAGGACAGAGUACAUAGAAUUGGUCAGAAUGAGAAUGUUGUGAUUCAGUAUUUGGUUGCCAAACAUACUGCAGAUGAUUAUUUAUGGCCAUUAAUUCAAAAAAAGAUGAAUGUGUUAAACGAAGUUGGACUUGACCAAGAUUUUUCUCUUAAAGACAUUGAUGUAACAAAACAAACAUUAAGUACAAAACAAAAAACGUUAGAUUCUUUUAUGGACAGUAGUCAGUUCGAUUUCUCAAUUGAUGACGAGAUAGUACAAAAUAAUGAAAAUGAAAACAACGAAAAUACAGUCCAACAGACACUAGAAAGUUGUUCUUCUAUAGCAUCGCAAGACUUUAAAGAAUUACUGGAGUUCAAUGAAGAGGACUUUGACUUCAGUAAUUGGGAUAAUAUAGAAUAAAGCAUUAUUUUUGUGUGAUAGGUUGUUAACAUUGUGAGGAGUAUAUGAAUGAAUAUUUGAUAAAUAAAACAUUUAUUUUUUAAACAA
Molecule: messenger RNA, 3516 nt
Organism: Osmia lignaria (orchard mason bee)
Lineage: Eukaryota; Metazoa; Arthropoda; Insecta; Hymenoptera; Megachilidae
Source: RefSeq, a predicted model, not a curated record